UAAUAAUGGUCAGGUAAUUAGCUCAAGAGUGCAAGGUAUUAAAAAAAUGGAGUGUUUUCCACACGAUUAUGCUGGAAAUUCAUACCUGAAAAUUGUGUAAUACUUUAUAAAACCGUGAGUACGAGAAUGGCGAAUGUUCAUUGUGGCUCAGGCAUUGCUGGAUACAGGAGAUUUUUACAUUUUCGCUACCCCUGAAUUACAAGCAAAUUUUGUCCUCGUCAUGAAGUGCCCUGCACUUUUAGCUCUGUUGCUUUUAGCACUUUAUGUAACUCCAGGCUCUUGCCGGUCCAAAAUCAGUGAUGUCAAGCCAAAGAACUCUGCGGUUGUAAUUCUGGCGGAUGAAGAGACGUCUACGCCGCCUCCACCUCUGAGCCUUCCACCAACUCCUCCACCCCCUCAAGACGAGCGAGAAGAAGUUGGCAGGUUCCUGGUGGCUCAAGUCGGAACGAUCAUGUGCUACAGAAGUUGGGAGAUUGAUAGCACUGUGGACUUUCACCUCUGUUACGUGUGUUUCAACGACACGUUAAAGCAUCCAAGCAACGUGACCUCUAAGAGCGAUCACAUAUCUCAAGUGGAAGGCUGUUUCAACAAACACAUCUCCAAAACUGAGUAUUUCACCGAAUGUCUCCCCAAACUGAGGGAUUCAUCCUUGCCAAACAAGCCGUACGACAUUUUCGUGUCGGAACCUCCGUUCAAUUACCCGUAUCAGAAUUUUGCCCGGUGCGCUCAUGGUGUUACAUAUAAACAGGAGGCUGUAAAAUGCAUAACGGAUAAUGACGUGGUGCAAGGAGUGGGUGACUUCCUAACUAGAUUUGCAUGCCUUAUGAACAACAUUGUUCUAGAUUCGAGACGAUUUUCUAACGCCAACCUGGCAGAACUUCUUAGUUCUGUUCCACAAGGGCAACGCAAUAGAACUGAUGGGGCUGAAACUCGCGAGUCUCCAUGAAAAGUUUGCAAUGCAUCAUAUUUAAGUCAGAUAAGAUAAAUUUAUUAUAAGUACAUGAAUUACUCAUGUCAGCAGAAGCUGGAAUAUCGCGUAGCAAAAAUUAAUCUCAAUUUAUUCGCAACGUUAAAUUUGAGUUGUUCUUAACACUUCUUGUUCUUAGACAAAAUUUUGAAGCAAUUUGCAAAAAAUCACAAAAAGAUAAAAUUAGCUAAUUUGAUGGGUUCAUUUCUGGCAUAUGCCAAUAUGAAAUAUGGGAGAAAUGAACUAUUAUUAACCAAAAAAUUUGCGAUUAUUGUUAGCACACCACUUUAUUCUAUCAAGUUACUUACUAAAUUACCAAUAUUCUGUCUCUGAAUACAUUCAUUUUCCAUAUUUUAUAACAGAUGUUUAAACAUUGAAUAGAGCUGCAUAAAUCUUUCCGAA
Folsomia candida is the source of this 1369-nucleotide messenger RNA. RefSeq lists its product as uncharacterized. NCBI's taxonomy places the organism in Eukaryota, Metazoa, Arthropoda, Collembola, Entomobryomorpha, Isotomidae. The transcript has 7 exons. The coding region runs from base 134 to 946 and encodes 270 amino acids. The record is from RefSeq and is a predicted model, not a curated record.